AUGAGUGAGAAUGAAAUAUUAAAUAAUUUAAGCGACGCAGAUGACUUUAACAGCGAUUUCGAUAAUCUAAGCGAUGCUUCUUUAAAUAAUCAAACAAAUGAUGACAUAAACAGCAGUAUCAUUUUCCCUGCUGAAGACGAAACUAACCAUCGCCUUAAUACACGUCCUGCAAUCGGUGCAAGAAAAACAUCUCCCUACAUGACACGAUUUGAAAAAGCUAAAUUGAUCGGAACGAGAGCAUUACAAAUCAGUUUGGGCGCUCCGUUGACGGUUCAAGUUGAUUGUGAAAGUGAUCCAAUUAUCCUUGCGGAAAGAGAACUUAUUGCCAAAACUAUUCCUUUCAUUGUUCGAAGAUAUCUGCCCAACGGCGAGUACGAAGACUGGAGUGUGUCAGAACUGCUACUAAAUAAUUAA
Molecule: messenger RNA, 414 nt
Organism: Dermatophagoides pteronyssinus (European house dust mite)
Lineage: Eukaryota; Metazoa; Arthropoda; Arachnida; Sarcoptiformes; Pyroglyphidae
Product: DNA-directed RNA polymerases I, II, and III subunit RPABC2-like
Source: RefSeq, a predicted model, not a curated record